This is a messenger RNA of Ipomoea triloba (trilobed morning glory), 2099 nucleotides long. RefSeq names its product 1-acyl-sn-glycerol-3-phosphate acyltransferase BAT2, chloroplastic. Gene Ontology annotation, molecular function: 1-acylglycerol-3-phosphate O-acyltransferase activity. The coding region runs from base 460 to 1569 and encodes 369 amino acids. The transcript is spliced from 9 exons. NCBI's taxonomy places the organism in Eukaryota, Viridiplantae, Streptophyta, Magnoliopsida, Solanales, Convolvulaceae. Gene Ontology annotation, biological process: phosphatidic acid biosynthetic process. The record is from RefSeq and is a predicted model, not a curated record.
UAAAUCAAAAUUCCUCACACUCUCACGCACUUUGGUCUCUGAAUUCUGGACCUUCUCAUCUCGGGCUCGGCUUCUCCGCAAGAGUGCGACUGUACGAGACCGCGACGCCGACUUCGCUUCUCGGCUUCUCCACUUCGGCCUCACGCCCUCCAGCUUCCACGGCGAGUUGGCGAACUCCGGUCAGGUUGUAAGCGGUCACUCCCUCGCGGCCUCACUCUCUCACGCCCUCCAGGCUCCGUCGUCUGUCCUCCGAGGCUCCGACGCUAACGCCUUCCAGCCUUAGCUCCUCAGCCUCACGUCCUCAGCGGACGCCGGUUGCCCAGACGGCCGAGUCAACCCACUCAACCAGUCGGCAGUCAGGUGUGAAGGAUUUGAAGAAUUUGAAGGCUGAAGCUUGGCACCAUUACAAGGUUGAAGAAUGCAAUCAACUGAGUAAUCUGCGAGUUGAAGAAAAAACGAAUGGAUAUCUCAUUCGCAAAAUUGCAAUCUAAAUUCAACAAUUUCCAGUUCCGUCCAUCCCUUCCACCGCACCACUGCUGGGAAAAGGAUGCAAAACUUCUAGUUUCGCCAUUUCUAAUUCCGCAAUCGAAUGUGCAUUAUGCAAACUAUUGUCGUUGCUCUUAUUUUAAGCAACCAAUCUGGAGAAUUUCAAGAACUAAUAAUAUAGCAUUGAGUACAAGAAUACACUCAUGUGCAUCCUGGCCUUCUUCCUACCCAGAAAUGAAGUUUGGUCGAAUGCCUGGAGAUUAUAAUAUGUUCAAACACAAUAGAUUGCCAAGGUAUAUUGCUGUCAGAUCUGAACUUGUUGGUACUGGCUCUGCAGGUGCAGCCUAUCCACUGCCAGAGCUGCAGUUUGGCUCAAAAAUCCGAGGAAUUGGCUUCUAUGCAGCUACCGCUUUCUCUGCCUUUUUUUUGUUUGUGCUAAUGCUUGCUGCACAUCCUUUUGUACUCUGUUUUGAUCGCUACCGUCGAAAAAUUCAUCACCUUGUUGCUAUGGUCUGGGCAACUCUGACUGUCUCUCCAUUUUAUAAGAUCGAGGUUAAGGGAUUGGAGAAUCUGCCUCCUGAUGAUACUCCUGCUGUGUUUGUAUCCAACCAUCAGAGCUUUUUGGACAUUUACACUCUCCUUACUCUUGGGCGAAGCUUCAAAUUCAUUAGCAAGACUGCUAUUUUCCUCUUUCCUAUCAUUGGUUGGGCCAUGUAUCUGAUGGGAACUAUUCCCUUGAGGCGUAUGGACACCAGAAGCCAAUUGGAUUGCCUUAAGAGAUGCAUGGAUCUUGUCACGAAGGGAGCAUCUGUUUUUUUCUUCCCAGAGGGUACUCGGAGUAAAGAUGGAAAGCUAGGGGUUUUCAAGAAAGGUGCAUUCAGUAUUGCUGCAAAAACUGGAGUUCCUGUUAUUCCUAUAACCCUUCUUGGAACUGGAAAAAUCAUGCCUGCAGGAAUGGAGGGCAGAUUAAAUUGUGGGUCAGUUAAAGUUGUGAUUCAUCAGCCUAUUGAGGGAAAUAAUCCAGAAGCAUUAUGUAGUGAGGCAAGGAAUGUGAUAUCAAAUCAGCUUAAUCUCCAAGGAUGAGAGAUAUGAGCAGUAUUCUAGUUUCCACUUUAGGAUCAAAAGGUUUAAGGUUUUUCUGUCUUAAAAGUUACUCUCCAAGGUUUGCCAAUCCUUUAAAGCAGACAGCUAAUUUCUUCAUUCCCUACAUCUCUUCUUCUUCUUUGCGAUUAUUUAGUUGUAAUACUUUUUUCUUAUGUUUUGCUCUUUCGAAUGCCAGCCAGUUCUUCCUCAAGUGACAAUCCGAUGCUUGUGCAGUUCUUUAAAGAAUGUUACAACUUCCAAGUGCAAUAUGCCACAACAUAACAACCUUCACUUACUCCUCACAAGGUCUCAUCACAUUUACAAACUGUCUGAAAAUAUGUGAUUGUCAAUUUUUUUUUGUUAAAACUUUUUUGAGAAGUGAUAAUGAACUACAUACUAUUAAGCAAUAUCACUUGGGUUGAAAUUUCAAAAGAAACCAUGCUUGUGGAGUUAGUUCCCUAGUGUAUAAUUGAUUGAUUGUGGAUUUGUGGAGGUAUAAUUUACUCAUUUAUCAGGUGGCGAUUUUGUAA